AUUCGACUACUGACCUUCUUCAUGAGCAUCGAAAAGGUUGUCGUCUCCGAGAUUACCGGUCGGGAGGGCCGACGGUAUCAAGUGAAACUCAUCCUCGCCAAUGACCCCGAGGCUGGACAACCAAUCAUCUUCACGUUUGACUCUCGAAUGGUAGCCGACACCGUUGCUCACACGGUAGAGGGUUACUGUCAACUUGCCCGACCUGAAGCAAAACAGUCGGACAGACCGCUGCUCAUCUGGGGUUGUCCCUUCAGGUGA
Molecule: messenger RNA, 258 nt
Organism: Dibothriocephalus latus
Lineage: Eukaryota; Metazoa; Platyhelminthes; Cestoda; Diphyllobothriidea; Diphyllobothriidae
Source: the annotation of a GenBank genome assembly